This is a messenger RNA of Cuscuta epithymum, 1201 nucleotides long. NCBI's taxonomy places the organism in Eukaryota, Viridiplantae, Streptophyta, Magnoliopsida, Solanales, Convolvulaceae. The record is from the annotation of a GenBank genome assembly.
UUAGAUUAAAAAGUAAAAAACAAAAUCCUAACUACGUACGUACGUAUUUCCAAAGCCUCCCAAGCCCUAAUUCAUCGAUAGAGUUAUUUCAAUUCUUCCAUCAAUUAUGGAAGGUCUAGUCCCUGAAAACUUAGAAUGGAAGGGAAAGUUACCGAUUGGAUAUAAGUUUCGUCCUACUGAGAAAACACUUCUCAAGGAUUACCUUCUUCCUAAGGUUAAUGGUCUGGGUUUCCCUCGAGGCAUCAUCCACGAGGCUGACGUUUACCGGCAGCAGCCGUCCGAUCUUCUUCUUCAAUACCCGCCGGACACCGGAGAGAUGUACGCCUACUUCUUCACAGAGAGAGCAAAAAGGUACAAGAAGGGGUCAAGACCCAACCGCUGGACUCAGGAUGGGAAGGGUGUGUGGAAGAUCACAAAUAAAAUAGCGAUGGUCAAAGAUGGGUCAACGGUGAUCGGGAAAAAGAACGUUCUUGGGUUCAAUCUUCAUGAGAAUGAGGCGAAGACGAACUGGAUCAUGCAUGAGCAUAUUUUAGACGAGAAGUUCGUGAAUAAUCUAGUCAACGAUGUAGUGUUGUGUAGGAUUCACGAAAGAAAGUCAAAGAAACAAGGGCUUGAAACUGGUGGAUCUCGGGGUGAUGACUUACAUAUGCCGGCGUUGCCGCCGUUUUUUUAUUUCCAGCCGCCGCCGUUACAUAAUAUGGCCGCCGCCGCCGCUCCCUUUUGUCAGUUUCACGAUGAAUUCCAAGGUUUGGUUACUAAUCAUAAUAUGGGGGCGGCCGGGUUAGAGAACGUGAAGACUAGCGUUGACUGGCCAAACCCUAAUGGGGACUAUAUUAUGAAGCUGAUGAGUUCUAAUACCGUCGCACCAAGCAAUGCUUAUACUUUGGAGGUUAAGAAUAAUGUUGGUGUCAUGAAUGGGGUGCAAGUAUAUCUUCCUCCGCCGCAGGAACCGCCGGCGAUUGAUGUGAGACCGGCUGCUACGGUGACCGGAGUAGAUGGAGAGACGGCAGGGGAUCAUAUGGCGACAUUUGGUCAGUAUGAUGAUGGUUUCGAAUUGUGGGAUAUUGAUCUAGAGGAGUUAGAUAGUCUCUCCAAUUUUUUGGAUGAUAACUUCAUUGUCAAUUCUCCCUUCCAAUCUUCUCCACCUCCCAAGAGUAACUCCUAGCUAGCAGCUGAUUUAUCAUUUAUUAGUAAUUGUAGG